CCGGAAAUAAAUUGUUCGCUAUAGUACUUUCCUGUCUGAUUCGUUGUUUGUCUACGACCAAGUAACCAACUAAAUUUCUCAAUAGCGUGAUAGCGUUGAACAUAGAAACCGCGAGGUGAAAACGUGGUGAUGCAACGUGUGAAAUGAUCAAGAUACGAAUUUGAAAAGAUCAACUCCUCCACGAGCAUGUUGACUAAACAAGAAUCUGCGAGUGAUAGCCUUUUGGAAAGGCUUGUCAAGAGUGAUGAAAAUAAGGUUAAGAAAUGCCGGAGGAAUAGCGCGGACAACAUUGAAGGGCAUAAAUUACGACAUGGCACAGACAGUUUUCCAAACAUUAAUGAAAGACCGGUCGAUGAUAUUUCUAUUGAAUUCUUUUAUAAACCACACAGCAUUACAUUGCUCCUAAUAGCAAUCGGUGCUGUUAUAUAUUCAGCCUUCACUAGGAGUACGACGAGUGUUGAAGAUAACAUUUGGGCUGGAAUACUUUGCAUCAUAUUUUUUUUUCUAAUUAUAUCAAUACUUACAUUUCCAAAUGGACCGUUCACAAGACCUCAUCCAGUGGUUUGGAAACUUGUAUUUGGUUGUAGCGUGCUGUAUCUAAUGGGACUAUUGUUUUUAUUAUUUCAAGAUUAUGAUACAGUAAAAAAAAUUUUUGUGUGGAUAGAUCCUGCCUUGGAAUCAUUUCACAUCGAUAUGGACAAAGAAUAUGGUGUUAAUUGUUCAGAUAUUACAUUAGAGAAGAUAUGGAAUCAUUUAGACAUUUUUGCAGUGGCCCAUUUCUUGGGUUGGAUGUUCAAAGCUAUUCUUAUUAGGCAUCUUGGUAUUUUAUGGGCUAUCAGUGUUAUGUGGGAAGUAACAGAGAUAGCAUUUGCUCAUUUACUACCAAACUUUAUAGAAUGUUGGUGGGAUGCUUUUAUACUCGAUGUUUUAGUUUGUAACGGAUUAGGUAUUUGGGUGGGGUUAAAAAUUUGUUCUCUUUUGGAAAUGCGAGAGUACAAGUGGGUCAGCAUUAGAGACAUUGAAAGCACUACUGGAAAGUUGAAGAGAGCUAUGUUACAAUUCACACCUGGUAGUUGGACUGCUGUUAGAUGGUUAGAUCCAACUUGUACAUACAUGAGAUUUGUCGCUCUUUGUCAGUUGGUUAUUUUCUGGCAAGUGUCAGAACUGAAUACAUUCUUUUUGAAACAUGUAUAUGAAUUUCCACCCUCUCAUCCAUUCGUUGUGGCAAGGCUGGUGUUGGUUGGAGUAAUUGUUGCACCGUCAGUUAGGCAAUACUACAUGUAUGUAACAGAUCCAGCAUGCAGUAGAGUAGGGACACAAUGUUGGGUAUAUGGUGCAAUUAUGGUUACAGAAGCAUUACUAUGUAUAAGACAUGGUGCUUCACUAUUUGAACGUACUCAAGCAUUAAAUAUACUCUUAUGGUUGCUUUGUCAAUCUCUAGUCUCCGUUCUUUGUGUCUAUGGCUGUGUUCUUUGGCAUCAAUACUUUGAGACUGAAAAGAAAGCUACUACAAAACAGUCAGUUACCCAGCUAGGCAACAACCAUGUGGACGUAAUUCAUAGCACUGGGAGUAUGGUUCUUUCUACAAAACCUGUGGAUACAUUGGAAAAGAAGCAGUUGUAAACAAGUUCACAGCAAGAAACGAACGACUUAAGGGUGAAGUGUUAACACUAUCAAACUUUCUAGUCGCAUUAUGAAAACGUACGAGAAGAGUAUAUAAAUUUAGUAGAUUAUUGAUGGAUGUAUGAGCUCAUCUGAGUUUCGCAUAUUGCGUCUGUUCGCCUGUGUGAAUGUUAUGAAGAAAAGUAUCGUUACCAUUUAAUAUAUCAGGCUUCCUUAUAUAUAAAAAAAAUCAAAAAAAGAAAAUAAUCAGUCAGUAUAUCAUUUACGUAACAGUCAUUGCGCUUACGAAGAACUGGGAAGGUGUGGAAAUACACCGCAGUUAAGACUUGGAAUUAUCCUCGAACCCUCCGGACAUUUCCAAGCGUCGCCUAGGAGUCUAUCGUUAGAUGCAGAAACAAAGAUGCGUAUGCGACUCGGUAACUGCUCGUCUUCGUACAAUGAUAUAUACGACGACGUAAGUGGUAACUUUGUACAGUGCAUCUGUAAAAAGAACGAAAAUAUGAACAGUUCUGUUUAUAAUAGUAACCGUCUUAAUAAUUGUAGAUAUAAAACGUUAAUGCCAUGACUUGCAUUGUAAUAAGAGUACCUGAGCAUAUGUGAGAUAAAAUAACUGAUCUGAAACAAGUUCAAGCCAUGGAAGAUGAACUUCCUUAUGAGAUCUCAUCUUAUGAGAUCUUAAUCGAUCCAAAGUGUCAUAAGCUAAUCUGAGUCCCAUCGUCUCGGAUAAUCGUUCGUUUAGUGUCAAUUCCGAAAUCUGAAACGUUUACGUGGACAAAGUGUACGGUCGCUUUUAACGAGCAAAGUAUACCGAAAAGAAUAUUUUAGUUUGAAAUAAUAUUUUUAAAUUUCAAAGAUUUUAUAGAGGAAGAAAGAGAGAAAGAGAGAGAGAGAGUGAGAGAGUGAGAGUGAGGGAGUGAGAUAAGAGAGAGAUGGGAAUAUAUGUUCUCACACUGAAAUACACAGUCUGCUUAGUAGAUGGUAAUGUCAUAUCCAAACGAUUCCCAUAAAGAACUUUGUGACAUUCUAUGUAUCCUGUGACAUCGAAGUCUUUAUCGGUGUCGGUUGACCGAGAGUCGUCACCCCUAAUAAUAGCUGCUGUACAGAAAAUCAUAUUGUUGGACAUUUAGGUUGAUGGUACCCCACAGUUCCUUGAUAGAUUUACUCUUACGGAUUUAUAAUAUUGUAUACUAUGAUAUUAUUAUGUAUUGUUACAAUUACCAUUUGCGUCGAAAUGAUGAGCUAUUUGGUGCGCUAUUGUGGUGCCAAGCGUCGCCAACUUAAUAUAAUAAAACGAUGGUUCGUCGUACUUAGCGGACCAGUCGAUCGCGCCGAACGGUAUUACAACCAGAUUUAGUUCUCGAAUCGCAAGCCCCUUAGAUUGAAACGGUGUUGCGUGAUAUGUCCAACUGCGGAUUAAACCAUCGAAUACAAUAACUCAGAAACGUUCGUCGCGCAUCUUUACUGUAAGCAAGCAACUUACAUUUGUUCAGGGUGACUUGCAUCCGUGAUCAAUUGGGCAUACAUCCGCGCCCGAUAGUUUCGCAUUAAAUUCAUAGAAUUAUUCACAUAGUUGUCCGUUAGAUAUAUCUGCAAUUAAAUU
Messenger RNA from Nomia melanderi (Alkali bee), 3223 nucleotides. RefSeq names its product phosphatidylserine synthase 1 homolog l(3)77CDf (gene l(3)77CDf). The record is from RefSeq and is a predicted model, not a curated record. Gene Ontology annotation, molecular function: L-serine-phosphatidylethanolamine phosphatidyltransferase activity. NCBI's taxonomy places the organism in Eukaryota, Metazoa, Arthropoda, Insecta, Hymenoptera, Halictidae. Gene Ontology annotation, biological process: phosphatidylserine biosynthetic process.